Messenger RNA from Dipodomys ordii (Ord's kangaroo rat), 456 nucleotides. RefSeq names its product chromosome unknown open reading frame, human C1orf95 (gene Stum). The record is from RefSeq and is a predicted model, not a curated record. The transcript is spliced from 3 exons. Lineage: Eukaryota; Metazoa; Chordata; Mammalia; Rodentia; Heteromyidae. Bases 1 to 456 code for a protein of 151 amino acids.
AUGCCCGCACACCACGUGCCUUUGCGGGGCUGGCUGCCGUUCCUGGCCUCCGCUGCCUGUCACAGGGUGUCUCCCAGCCCGGGGACGGUGUGGCCCCAUGCUGUGUCUCCAGGCGGUGCCCUGUCCUCCAGCGGGGCCAGGACAGGCGGGCACGGCUGCCGGUGCUGCCACCUCUUUGCCGUAGGGGAGGGCGGGCAGCCUCCCUCUGACAUCCGCCCUCUGACCCCCGCAGGCACCUUCCUCUCGGCCUUCGCGGUGUUGUGCGGAGCCCGCACCGACCUGCCCGACAGGCAUGUGUGCUGCGUCUUCUGUCUGAACGUGGCGGCGGCGCUCAUCCAGGUCCUCACGGCCAUCGUCAUGGUGGGCUGGAUCAUGAGCAUCUUCUGGGGCAUGGACAUGGUCAUCCUCGCCAUUUCCCAAGGGUACAAGGAGCAGGGCGUCCCGCAGCAGCUGUGA